This is a messenger RNA of Oryza sativa Japonica Group (Japanese rice), 2169 nucleotides long. Lineage: Eukaryota; Viridiplantae; Streptophyta; Magnoliopsida; Poales; Poaceae. The record is from RefSeq and is a predicted model, not a curated record.
CUUGCCCCUGCUGCACAGAGACCAAUGGCCAAUGCCCCUCCUCCUCCUCCUCUUUUCUCUCUCUUCGCCCACCUCCGUCUCUCUCUCUCCUCACGGAGUCUGACUGACAGAGGUAAAGCAGCAGUAGUCGCAGUCGCAGUAGCAGCAACAGCAGCUCGCACCGUUGCAGCCUUUGCUCUCUCUCUCUUCUCUCUCCUCUCUCGCUCGCUCGCUGUGUGGCUGGCUGCAGCGUCUGACGCGCUCUCCUAGGCAGGCCUCACUCCUCUCUCUCUCUCUCUCUCUCUCUCUCUCUCUCUUUUCUUUCUUUCUUUCUCGCACAGAUACAAAGGUGCACCCGGCCCCGCCCCUCCCGCGAGAGCACUUCGGUUUUAAUCGCCGGGAGAAAAAAAAUAAAUGGGAGGGGCGGUUUGGGGAAGAAGAAGUUGAAGAAGGAGAGGAGGACGCUGAAAAGACCAAGCAACAAGAAGGGAGUCCCUCUUUCUCUUUGGGAGUGGAGAGAGAGAGAGAGAGAGAGGCAUCGGCCAUGGCGAGGUUUCUCCUGGGUGCGGCCGCCAUUGCGCUGCUCGCCGGCGUGUCGUCUCUGCUGCUGAUGGUGCCAUUUGCAGAAGCAUAUGAUCCUCUCGAUCCAAAUGGGAAUAUCACAAUCAAGUGGGACAUCACACAGUGGACCCCAGAUGGCUAUGUUGCUGUUGUUACCAUAUACAACUUCCAGAAGUACCGUCAUAUCCAAGCGCCUGGUUGGAGUCUUGGGUGGGCUUGGGCAAAGAAAGAGAUCAUUUGGUCCAUGGCUGGUGGGCAGGCCACAGAACAAGGUGAUUGCUCGGCAUUCAAAGCAAAUAUACCGCACUGCUGCAAGAGGGAUCCGAGAGUUGUCGACUUAGUUCCUGGGGCGCCUUACAACAUGCAGUUUGGAAAUUGUUGCAAAGGAGGAGUGCUUACCUCAUGGGUGCAGGACCCACUAAACGCAGUAGCAUCAUUUCAGAUCACUGUUGGACAUUCUGGGACUAGCAAUAAGACAGUAAAAGCGCCGAAGAACUUCACUCUAAAGGCCCCAGGUCCAGGAUAUAGUUGCGGAUUAGCGCAAGAAGUGAAACCUCCUACUAGGUUCAUUUCACUGGAUGGCAGAAGAACAACUCAAGCUCAUGUGACUUGGAAUGUGACAUGCACAUAUUCGCAGUUUGUUGCUCAAAGAGCUCCAACUUGUUGUGUUUCACUUUCAUCGUUUUACAAUGAGACAAUAGUUAACUGCCCGAAAUGUGCGUGUGGCUGCCAGAAUAAGAAGCCAGGAAGCUGUGUGGAGGGUAAUUCGCCUUAUUUGGCGUCUGUGGUGAAUGGACCUGGCAAGGGCAGCUUGACUCCUCUAGUUCAAUGCACACCACACAUGUGCCCAAUAAGAGUGCAUUGGCAUGUUAAGCUCAAUUACAGGGACUAUUGGAGGGUUAAGGUCACAAUCACAAAUUGGAAUUACCGGAUGAACUACUCGCAGUGGAACUUAGUAGUUCAACACCCAAAUUUUGAAAACGUCUCUACUGUUUUCAGCUUCAACUACAAAUCUUUGAACCCCUAUGGAGUAAUAAAUGACACUGCAAUGAUGUGGGGUGUCAAGUACUACAACGACCUGCUUAUGGUGGCUGGGCCAGAUGGAAAUGUCCAAUCCGAGCUUCUAUUCCGGAAGGACCGGUCAACCUUCACCUUUGACAAGGGUUGGGCUUUUCCAAGGCGCAUAUACUUCAAUGGCGAAAGUUGUGUCAUGCCUUCACCAGAUCUGUACCCAUGGUUACCCCCCUCUUCUACUCCUAGAUUUAGGACUGUAUUCCUUCUCAUGUCAUUCCUGGUUUGUGGAACAUUAGCAUUCUUGCACAACCACCUAGUUUUAGACAAAAACUGUGGAAAGUGCUGACCACAUUGGGCAUUGGCUGUUGACAUACUGAGUCUUUUGGAAGUUUAGGGUGUGCUCUUGCAUGAAAAGCUAAUUCGCGUUUGAUUUAGGUUGUAAGUUUAGGUUCCUCGAAAUCAUUAAAGUUUGGGUUGUACAUUCUGAUGGUGUGUAUUCUUGGUCUGAAGUGUGAAGACUAAUUGAGAACCCCAAGUCCCAACAUUAAUUGUCUAGAGAAAUGUUUGCCAUCUCAUCUGAUUGCAAGAAAUUGCAUUUUGUAGUUGGUCAGUAAA